AUGCCAUACCUAAUACCACACCCUUCCGACAACAAACCGAAGAUUGAUUCACGAAUUCUCAUAGGAGAUGCACCUCUGGAUGUCGAACCGAUUGCACCAGCAUCAGUGACGACCCUUCCACAACUAUUUCAACACAAAGCAAGAACACAGCCCAACAGCAUUGCCUACUCCGUCCAGACCGAAAAUGGAUUGCACACCAUAACAUACGCCGAAGCAGACGCCAAAGCCUCAUCACUGGCCAAUUGUAUCGCAGCACUCUCUCAACAUACCGAAGAUAACAAAGCACCGACAGUGGCCAUCUGGCUAGAAAAGGGGGUCGAUCUCAUUCUCGCCAUCCUUGCAACAACAUAUUCAGGUGCCACAUGGCUUCCGCUGGAUCCCGAUGUCCCUGCCGAGCGUGCUGCUGUCUGUGUUGUCGAUGCUUCAGUCUCUCUGAUCAUCUCUGAUGCUACACACGCUGAUCAAGUCCGAGAAGUACAAGAACGAGUCGCAACAACGAAUCGGGAUACUGGAGUACCUAGCCUUCAGUGUCGCACUAUCUCUGAACUGUCUACAGAAGCACAAUCACAACAAAUUCAGAAUGCAGCUCCAAUACCUGGUCCCCGACCACAAGAUGCUGCCUACCUUAUCUAUACUUCAGGCACUACUGGAAUGCCCAAGGGUAUCGCCAUUCCACACUCUGCUGCACUGAUGUUCUCUCUCAGUGAGCGAGAAGUCCUGGAAACAAGCUCGAGUGACAUCGUCUGGAAUGGCUUCAGCCCAGCCUUCGAUAUGUUUGUCGAAGAGAUGUGGGUGACUAUUGCGGGAGGAGGUCAUCUCGCUAUCGGCACUCGUGCUGAAUGCAGAGACGUACCUGCUCUGCCUGCAGUCUGGGCGAAACGUGGUGUCACGGUUGUCAAUGCGGUACCGACUCUCAUCGGCAUCAUGAACAUCGCACGAUCUGACGACGGUGACUCUCUUCUUCCGUCAUCUGUCCGUCUCAUCAACCUCGGUGGCGAAGCUUGCCCACCCGCACUGGUGAAGAGCCUCGCGAAGCCUGGCCUUCGCAUCAUCAACACAUAUGGUCCAACCGAAACUACCGUCACUGCCACUUGGGAUGAACUCCAACCCGAUGUUCCUGUCACCAUCGGCAAGCCGCUGCCCGGAUACCACGCCUGUCUACUACCAAUCUCUGAAGAUGGUCCUUCAGCUGCUCUCGAACUCCUCGAGUGGCAAGAAGGUGCUGAAGGAGAACUUGCCAUCGGAGGUCCUUGCGUUGGCCUUGGCUACGUCGGACGUCCUGAUUUGACAUCACAGAAGUUCAUCGCUCACCCUCUAAGAAGUGAGAACUCAGAGAAGAUCUACCGCACUGGUGACCGUGUACGACUGCAGGCUGAUCGCAAAAUCAUCUUCCUUGGUCGAAUCGACACCCAGGUGAAGCACCGUGGAUUCCGUAUCGAGCUUGGUGAGAUCGAAUCGCGGCUCUACGACGUACCGGAUGUGCAAGCUGCAGCUGUCAUCCUAGCCAAUGCUGGCUCAGAAUCUGCUCGUCUCGAGGCUUUCGUGGUUCUCAAGGACGGUGCUGCUCGUGAUACCGCCACAAUCCACCAGAUCGCGUUCGACAGUCUGCCAGCCUACAUGCGUCCAGAGGAAAUUUUCUUCAUCGAAGCGGAUGAGAUGCCUCGGCUACCCAGCGGCAAGAUCAACGGCAAAGCUCUACAAGAGGUCUCGAAACGUAUCAACGCCGAGAGGGCAGCUGCGCGUUCAAAUAACGAUGAAGAUGACAUCUCAUCUUCUCCUUCCUUCGACGAGAUGGACGGUGUGCUGGGCUUGUUGUUGGCUACCCUGUCCCCAUUGUUCCCUGGAGCCCGCGUUCGACCCGAAAACGAUAUAUUCACCGAUCUUGGCGGACACUCGCUGAUAGCAGCAAUUUUGAUAUCGCGGUUGCGACAGGCGAAGCUUGACGGAGAUGAAACUCGUCCUUUCGCUUCCAUUGGACUUGCGGACAUUUACGAGCUCCGUACACCAGCCAGACUUGCAACUCGCUUCGAAGUUGUAGAAAAGAGCAAGGAAUUCUCCAUCGAUUUGAAAGAAGUCGAGUCGCUUGACAGUGAGUUUGAAGGUACCGGCUCAUGGACCGGUGACUACUUGCCUGUAUCGCAAACAAAAUACGCCCUUUGCGGUAUAGCCCAGAUCUUGCCGCUACUGUUCAUCUUCUUCCUACAAUCUAUCGAGAUUCUGGUUCCUUAUCUGUUGUUCGACUUCCACGCAAUUGCUGGUCGCAUCGGCUGGGCCAUUUUGACAGCCUAUGGCGUUUUCGUGGUCAUUCCACCUGGCUUGAGCAUGGUGGCUAUUGCAGGCAAGUGGUUGAUCCUUGGCAAGUCACAGCCUGGCGAGUAUCCUCUAUAUGGAUUCUACUACUUCCGUUGGUGGUUUGCGGAUCGUCUGACCUCAUUGGCCAACCCAAAGCUGAUGGCUGACUCUGGGCUGUACCCGAUCUUCCUUCGAGCUUGUGGUGCGAAGGUUGGAAAGUUCUGCCAUCUUGGUCCACUUCAGGUCGGACCGUGUGCUGAUCUCAUUGAGAUCGGAGAUGAUGUCGUGAUUGGUGGCGAUGUUGUUCUAGGUGCCUGUGUGGUCGAGAGAGGACGCUUGAUACUCCGAAGAGUUGUCAUCGAAAAUGGUGCAACCAUCGGAUCGCGCUGUGUCGUUGAAGGUGGCGCCAUCGUCAGUGAGGAAGCAGAUGUUGCAUCACUCUCCCUGGUACCCUCUGGCAUGAUCGUUCCCAGUUUCCACAAAUUCCAUGGAUCGCCCGCACGUCUGGACAAAGUGAAAAAUGCUGAAGAUUCUCCUCGGCCACAAGACACCAGACCUUCGAAGGCUCGAGCGACAGCCAUGCUAAUUGGCAAUUCGAUCAUUGCAUUCCUGGUACUUCCUCUGCUUUACUUCGUGCCCCAAAUUCCAGGUUUGAUGCUCUUCGACGUUCUCAACAUCCGCUCCGUCAGCGGUUGGGGACAAGUGGCCAUUCUCUCUGUGCCGAUUGCUUUCGCGUACCAGAUCAUUGUCUUCUUGCAACUGCUGGUAUUCCGCUAUAUCUUCCUUGGACGCCUUGAAGAAGGUACCUACAGCACCUACAGUGUGUUUUACCUUCGUAAGUGGUUCAACGAGAGACUGAUGGAUCUUGCCCUGGAUGUACUGCACCCUGUCUUCGCUACACUCUAUAUUGUUCCCUUCCUCAGAGCUCUCGGUACCAAGAUCGGCAAACGCGCCGAAGUCUCGACAGCUCGCAGUGUCAACUUUGGGCUGCUCGAAAUUGGCGAAGAGAGCUUCGUAGCUGAUGCGGUCAUCAUGGGAGAAGGUGUGAUCAAGAACAACCAAUUGACUCUGAAGAAGACAAAACUCGAGCCUCGUGCUUUCGCUGGCAAUGCUUCUGUUCUGCCUCAGGGUACUACGCUCGCAUCUGGUACUUUGCUUGGUGUACUUUCCAUUGCUCCACCAGCAGAUACCCAGAUGGCCAACAACAGCUCAUGCUUCGGUUCUCCACCAGUACUAAUGCCUAACCGUCAGCGCGCUGAAGGCCAUGAGGACAAUCUUCUCUUCCGGCCAUCUGCCGGUCGCAUCGCUGCAAGACUGCUCAUCGAAGGCCUUCGCAUCGUCGUACCACGCGCAGUUAUCAUUUUCGGUCUGGGCUUUGGACUGCAACUAGCCCACGAUGGAUACCACAAGAUUGGUGCGGUCUACACUCUACUCAUGCUGCCCUUGUUCUAUGUUGUGCUAUUCGCAGCACCAGCCUUGUUGUUCACAGCUCUUCUCAAAUGGAUUCUUGUCGGACAGUACAAACCAGCUGAAUGGCCGCUCUGGAGUCUCAAUGUCUGGCUCAGCGAAGCAGUGACCAGCACCUGGGAAACUCUGUGCGAGCCACUUCUCGCGGCACAAUUGGUCGGCACUCCAUACAUCAACAUGUGUUUCCGCCUCAUGGGUGUCACUAUUGGCUCACGAGUCACCAUGCUGUCCUCUGACAUUACCGAAUACGAUUGCGUCUCUCUGGGCGAUGAAUGUAUCGUCAAUAGAGCUUGCGGUGCUCAAACCCAUCUCUUCGAAGAUCGCGUCAUGAAGGUCGGCAACGUGAAGCUUGGAAACAGGGCUUGUCUGAAGCCGUUCUCUGUCUGUCUUCCUGGUAGUACCAUUGAAGAUGAAGGUCAGCUUGGCAGUUUGAGUUUGCUUAUGAAGGGAGAGGUUUUGCCUAGAGGCACUGCAUGGGAAGGUGCACCUGUUGUUCCUCGCGCGAGGAGAUAA
This is a messenger RNA of Aureobasidium musti, 4272 nucleotides long. Lineage: Eukaryota; Fungi; Ascomycota; Dothideomycetes; Dothideales; Saccotheciaceae. The record is from the annotation of a GenBank genome assembly.